Molecule: messenger RNA, 2961 nt
Organism: Patiria miniata (bat star)
Lineage: Eukaryota; Metazoa; Echinodermata; Asteroidea; Valvatida; Asterinidae
Exons: 9
Coding region: 81-1025 (314 amino acids)
Cellular component (GO): membrane
Source: RefSeq, a predicted model, not a curated record
CAGGCAGUGACGACGGUUGAAGAAGCAGGAACACACCAGCGUAACUAUAAGAGAAUCCAGAGAUACUUUCUGUCACGGUGAUGGCCACUACUAACGCCCCUCCUUCCUGCGUGGCUGCGCCUCAGCCUGUCGGCCAGCAACAACUGGUGACGGUGCAACCCGCUGCCGGCGUUACUUUCGGCACGGUCAACCCACAGCCUCGAAGUGGUAACUGGAAGGGUAUUCUAUGGACAGGAAUAAUUCAAGUGGUUUUGGGUUCCUUAACCGUCAUUUUUGGGAUUGCCACCGUGACUGCAUUUGGCCGGUUCUACUAUAUCAGUGACAUCGGAUCUCCAAUUUGGUGUGGUAUAUUAUUCUACGUCGUCGCUGGAAUCUUGGGCAUAGUGUCAGGAUGGAAGAAGAAUUCCGGAGUGGCUAUCGGCUACAUGGUCAUGUCCAUCUUGGCUAGUUUGGCGACGUGCUGCGUCAUUGGUUUUGGUGCCGCCAGGAUGGCACUCAUCAAUCAAGUCUGUCAUCCAAUUUAUACGCGUUAUCGUUAUUACUACACUUAUGGCUAUCUUCGCCAGAGGGUCUCGUACUAUGACUACCCUCCUUCAUUCUGUUAUUUGCAGGCGGCCAUCAAUGGUGUUUAUGCUAUACUGAUACUUCUAGCCUUAGUGGAGUUUGUUGUCGCCAUCGUUGGUGCCAGCAUGACCUGUGGUCCCCUCUGCAGUGGUGGAUCAACAACUCAGACUGUGAUCCAAUACCAAGCUCAACCACACCUGGUGGUUGCCACACAACCCCAGGGACCGGCUUUCUACAACAUUCCUGGUCAGCCACAAGUUGCCUACCCAGCCCAGCAGGGGCAGUAUCCGCAAGCUCAAGCGCCCCCAACCGCCUACCCAGCCCAGCAGGGGCAGUAUCCGCAGGCUCAAGCGCCCCCACCGGUGAACAACAGUACCAAGAACUCGUUAAAUAGGUCAUCGAUGAUCUUUGACCUGAUGGAAUCACGAUAUCUGGAGUUGGAAGAAGAAAUAAAUUCUUGAUUUUUCAUGUUAAGCUGUAUCUGGAUGUACAUUAGGUUUUAGCCGUUCAUGCAAUGCGUCAAGAAAUAGAUUUAGAGGCAAUGAAAUAAUAUUGUCCUGCUCCUUUCUAGAAUAAUUCAAAUGAAAGUUGGAGAACUGAUUGACGCUUAUUUUUUUUUUUAUAAAUGAAGAAAGCAUAACGUACUCAGAUAUUUACUGAAGAGCUGUUGUUUCAUAAAGGAUAAUGUAUUUUUUACACAGACUAAUAUUGAAAUAUUUUUCGAAAUCACGGCAUCGGAUGCAGACAUUGGCUUAAUUUGUUGAGCUCCCGUGCACUGUAGGGAUUUUGGCAUCAUCGGAUUUUGUUGCCACAUAUUCGAAGACGUACAACAAUGAAAGCCAAAGCCAGGUUUGACACUUAACAAAUAAAGUAGUCACUCAUAUACAUUUUACAUGGGGCAGGAUAAAAUCCUGCGUAUUGGGAAUAUUGAGUUGAAGUUUAUUUUUUUUCUGGUUAUGGAACUUACUAUGCAAUGUGGCAUCGGAAGGGUUCAGUUUUAUGUGAGACUUGGCGGAAUUUGUAGUAUUACGAAAUAAGUCUGUACAACACAUAAUGAGCUAUUUCUUCGAUUGUGACCAUUAGAUCCAUUUGGUUAAUCUAGGUGAUGGCUGACAUUGAUUUUAGGUUGUAAUUCACGAACUUUGUAUGAGUUUAGGCCUACAGCGUGCUCAGUGACUAUCCACGUCAAUGACUGUCAGAUUUGUCUAUUAUACAGGAUGAGUGAAAAAGAAAGUGACCUGGAGUGGUUGUUUGCCUCUUAAAAAGCAAUAACAGUUGACACACCAACGAAGCGUACAUUAAACAAGCAUGCUUUUUCCACUCAUUUCAACAAAUAAAAUACUGAAAUUGAUCCAUGCCAUUAGAAGUUUACUAAAAAUGUUACAAACAGACUAUAUUUAAUUUUUUUACUAAAAGAUUGCAUUUUAGCGCUGUCAAUGGAAUGCCCUAAGAAGCUAUAUUGUAUUAUGUGAGAACCACAGAUUACCCACAUACAUUCAGAUACAAGUGAGAUUUUGAUAAUAUUUUUCUGAAAUAAUGAUGGUGAUUUUUGUCCGUUUUCCUGGGUAAAUGUUUGUUCUUUCUUAAAAUCAGGAAAACGCAUGUACAAACAUGUUCAUUGGUUUACAGCUGAAUUUAUGGAUGUGUGUAUUAAAAUAUAUUAGCUUGUGAAAAUAGCACGCAAAAUACAUGACAUUUUCAAUGUUACCAGUGAAUAAUAUGUACUUAAUCGCCCUAUGUUUAUUAAACUGAGCGAGCCACAUAUUUUUUUUAACAUAUCUUAUUACAUUUACGUUUUAGCAGUCGAUCAUGCGCCAGAAAUAGGUUUAGAUUUAAUGCAAUUUGUAUGGCUCCAUUUUUUCACUACUUUUCAUAAAAUUACACUUAGAAUGUUGGAGAACUGAUGCUUAAUUCUUUAUAUAAGUAUAACGUACUCAGAUAUUUACUCAAGAGCUUUUGUAUGAUGGAUAAUGUAUAUUUUAAAUACACUGAUAUUGUGCCUUUCCCGAAAUCAUGGCAUCGGCUGAUGCGUUGGCUUCAUGAUUUGAGCUCCUAAAUUCUAAACCCAGUUGGCUCGAUCUGAUAUUCUUUGGCCGCACAUUCAAAGAAAGGAAUUAUAGCCUGAUACAUUUUACAGGGGGCGUGAUCAAAUCGGUCAUAUGCGGAAUAUUGAGUUGAUGUUUAUUUGUUCACGUUUUGGAUAUGCCACUUAUUGCAAUGUGGCAACGGAAGUGUUCAAUUUAUUUUUGGUGAGAUUUUUUUUGCAUGGAUAAACACUGAAGAAAAUAAACGAGCAGUGCCCACUUGUACAAAGGAACCAAAAGAAGGAAUGCAGUAAUGAUAGUUAUACAGAACAUUUGUACGGGGCAAAACCUUCAUUUAUGUUUUGCUUGGGUA